Molecule: messenger RNA, 567 nt
Organism: Protopolystoma xenopodis
Lineage: Eukaryota; Metazoa; Platyhelminthes; Monogenea; Polystomatidea; Polystomatidae
Source: the annotation of a GenBank genome assembly
AUGCUGCCUAGUAUGGCAGAGUGUCGUUCAGCCGGCGGUCUAGUCUCUACUCCAGAUGGCUGUCUUUACGCACUUGGCGGGCAUAACAGUCUUGCUAUAUACGCUUCGGUCGAAUGCUUUGCUCGCUACGGUCGCUCUCGCACUCCAGGACGGCUUGAACCAACUAUUUCUCUUCCGGGAAACAGAAGAGCUGGUCGCCUGCUGCUACCCGAUUUUAGCUCAAUUACAAACAAUGGUGGUGGAAGUGGUAUGAUCACACAAAACAACAGCUCUGCCGUAUCGGUAGGGCGGGUAGCUCAAUCAUUACCUGUCAGCUUGUGGUUUACUGUCUCCCCGAUGCAGACACCACGCUGUCGACAUGGAUCCGCGGUUCUUCAGCAACACAUUUUUGUUGCAGGGGGCUACAACGGUCUGUCAUUUCUCGAUAGCGUUGAGUACUUUGACCCAAACGUCGGACCGGACAGUCGAGGUCUCCUUGGUCAAUGGACAGUAGUGACGUCGAUGAAUGUGCCCCGGUCUCGCGUUGCUUUGGUUGCCACCGCUGGCCAUCUCUAUGCUAUAGGUUAG